Siniperca chuatsi (mandarin fish) is the source of this 1596-nucleotide messenger RNA. RefSeq names its product adenosine receptor A1-like. The record is from RefSeq and is a predicted model, not a curated record. Lineage: Eukaryota; Metazoa; Chordata; Actinopteri; Centrarchiformes; Sinipercidae. Gene Ontology annotation, cellular component: membrane; synapse; dendrite. Gene Ontology annotation, biological process: G protein-coupled adenosine receptor signaling pathway. Gene Ontology annotation, molecular function: G protein-coupled adenosine receptor activity. Bases 255 to 1238 code for a protein of 327 amino acids. The transcript has 2 exons.
AGCACAAGCAGGUCUGUUUGGAGCAAGCAAGCUAAGGAUGUGGUUUUGUGGCUUCCCCUGUUUUGGCCUGUUUUGUUUUUAGCGUCCUGUGUAAACCACUGCAAUGUUUUUGUCAGUAGAUAUAUCGUACGGUAUGCAUAGAUUUUUUUUAAAACUACUAAAAGACUGAGGACUUCCUCAAAAGUUUCAUAAGAGCUCAGUACAUCCAGGCUUGGACUUAUAUUUAGACAUCAAACAACUGGAUAGGAAGCACAAUGGAUGUGGGAAAAGUGAUCUACACGUUGGUGGAGGUGCUCAUUGCUGUUAGCUGCUGUCUUGGUAAUAUGUUGGUUAUUUUGGCACUGUGGACCAGAAAAAGCAUUCAACAACCUACGUUCUGCCUUAUUGUCUGUCUGGCUGUGGCUGACUUUAUGGUUGGCUGCGUGGCCAUACCAUUGGCUGUGGUGGUGGACGGACGAGUUAAGACUUCAUUCUACGGCUGUCUCUUCAUCAGCUGUGUGGUCAUCUUGUUGACCUUGGUCUCAGUUUUGUCUCUCGCGGCUAUUGCAGCAGACCGAUUCCUCCGGGUGUAUGUCCCUCUGAGGUACAAAAAGACUGUAACACAGAGACAUUCUUGGCUUGUGGUAGCAGCAUGUUGGCUUGUUGCAAUGCCACUGAGUUUUGCUCCCAUGUUUGGAUGGUCCGACCACAAAACCUUGUCUAACUCAGUCAACUCUACUAUUGUCUGCCAGUUUAUAUCAGUGAUCCCCAUGUCAUACCUGGUUUACUUCAACUUUUUUCUCUGCACCCUGACACCUCUGUUGUUGAUGACUUUAUUGUACGGGUAUGUCUUCUGUACUAUUCGAGGAAACCUUCGAGAGAAACCAGGCAACGGUUUCCAAAAACAGUCUCAGAACUACCUAAUGAAAGAGAAACAGCUGGCAACAUCUCUGUUUCUGGUCUUGGCUCUGUUUGCCCUGUCCUGGCUCCCUCUCCACAUAAUGAACUGCAUUGUUUACUUUGGUGGACCGAAUGAUGUACCAGUAACAGCUUUCUACAUUGGCAUCCUGCUUUCUCAUGCUAACUCAGCUGUAAACCCAGUUGUGUAUGCGUUCAAAAUACAAAAGAUCAAGACAGCAUACCUGAAGAUCUGGAGACGGUAUAUUGCAUGUGGAGAAGAAAAUCAAGGAUCUCAGACAAGCCAGACGACAGACAACAACCUCAGUAGUAACAUUAACAGUGUGGUCAAAAAUAAGUGAAAGGAGAUUUCCUUAUUUGUGUGCUUCUUUGUUCUUAAUGGCUAUAUGGCUUUGAAGGCACAUUGUUGAAUACAAAGAUUGAUACCAUUUCUUGGACUCAUAAGUAUGUAUUUUAUUUAGCUGUCUAACGUUUUUAUUUUAGAAAUUCAUUUGAAGGUCCUAUUUUUUUCUGUAGUUUCAGAUAUGUUAUUUGAUACAUUGUAUUUUUAUAGAUUAGUGGUUAGCUGUGUCAUAGUUGAGCCGUUGCUUUAUCACUUUUAAAAUCUCUGUACAACUAUAUUUAGCUUUGCAUAUUGUUCUGUAAAUAUAUUUUUGGUAGUGCUUAAUUCCUGUCUGCCAUAAACAUGUAUGUGUACAG